UCUCGUGCUACAAACUCUUGUGCCAUUCUCGCCCUCCUCUUACGCUGACGACAUGAGAUUACCGCUCUGUAUGAUGUAUUCAAUGCUGUUUUGUAUUCUUCUAAGCUCAGCAGAAAGACACUUCAACAUCAGCGUCUUCGUUGAUGUGAUAUUGAGCAUCCGGAGAUUUUAUUCCGCGGCGACCGUUAUGUUUGCCCAUCCCGGAGAUGAUUACAAGGAUUAUGGAGAUUUGGAGAUCACACACUUGGUGCAUGCAUGCUCCCGUAGGCUGAGCCAGCACUACGUGGUGACCGUGAAUAUGUUUUUCAAAAAGAUGGAAAGAUCGCUCAGAUACCAUAAUCAAAUAGUACAGCCCAUCACCAUCGUUAUCAUGCCUAACGUUGAGGCGUAUCAGGAGUUUGCCGAAGUCACUAAAACUUAUCCCAUGUCCUUUCCUGUGUGGUUUGUGCUGUUUCUCUAUCCAAUUGCCAAUGAUACCCAUAAUUAUUGUCUUGAGCCAAUAGGUAAUCCCUUCAACAUAGCGUUCGACACGCAAAUGCUGGUAUUGUGUCAUGACGAAGACAUUCUGCGGGAAUGGUACUCGGUCAAAGGCGAGACUGUUAAGACCUCUGAGAUAGCAGUAUGGGAAGAUGACAAGGGCUUUGUUUCUCUGACGAACGUGUCUCUCUAUGAUCGAAGGAAGGAUUUGGAAGGAGUUGUUUUGCGAGCCGUCGUGGUUAAGGAUGUACCGAUUUCAUUGCCAAAUAUUGAGAACUAUGUGGCCAAUUUGUAUGGAAAAGUGUUACAAGAGCUUCAGUAUUCUCUUAACUUUACUCUGAAGAUUGUUUCGGAAUUGGAUGACCACGGCACAUAUGAUUUUGAAAAUAACAUUUGGUCCGGAGUGAUGGGUGAAAUUGUGUCGGGUCGCGCGGACUUCGCUAUCGCUGAUAUGUCGAUGACCAGUCUUCGAAUAAAAGACGUCGACUUCACGCUGCCCUUGAUAGUAUCUAAAAAUAGCUUGUUUAUCAAAGAACCGGCGAUUUGCGGUGUCAAGUGGCUUGGUUAUUUCCAGGCUUUUAAUUCACAAAUUUGGAUUGCACUUGUUAUGAUAAUAGCAAUUACACCGCUUUUAUUGUCAUAUAUGAAGUCUUACAUGAAAACGGUUCGUGGAAUUCGACAGAUUGUCGAUUUGAUUUCUGAUAAUUUUCUUUGCAUUUGGGGCAUCUUCUGUCAGCAAGCACUUAUAGAGUUUCCGACGUCUUCGCCGCUACGUCUUGCGUAUUUUACAAUAUUUUUAACAGCAGUGCUGAUAAUGGCUCAUUACUCGGCAGCGUUAGUUUGCUUUCUAACGGCGUGCACUCGUGUUUUACCUUUUCGGACAAUCGACGAAUUUGUCAACGAUGGUACUUAUGAAUUGAUACUUCCACGCGGUAGUGCUGAUUACGACGUAAUCGCCGCGUCAGAGGAAACUUUCUCAAUGAGAUUGAUGAAAUUAAUGAAGGACGAAUCGGAACUGCCAGUAACUUUAAUCGAUGGUUUCGUGCAAGUAUGCAAUGAAAAAAAUGUCGCUUAUAUGACGUUAAAUGCUUUGAAGAAAAGUGUAGAGAUGAGAAUUCCGUGCAAACUGUCGGCUGUCGGUACCGAAAAAAUAGACAACUUAGGGAUAGUUCUGUCUAAAGGAAAUCCAUACACUGCUGUAAUAAAUUAUCAUUUACAAAAAUUUUUGGAUAAUGGAAUGAUGAUGCGUCUGAAAGAUACGUCGUUUUUAAUGGAGUCAUUUGAAAGUAAGGCUUAUGAACCGGUUCACGUGGCAGGCGUCGUUCCAAUUUUGGCAAUACUCUGUGGAGGCUUUGUCCUGUGUAUUAUUGUAUUGUUCACAGAAAAAAUUUAUUAUCGAUAUACAAAAAAAAAAUUUGAAUCGAAGGUCUUCUAUUAUUCGAAAAAACAAUUGUUUAUUAAAAAACGAUAAUCGAAAUAUUUUAAAUUGGCAAAUUCGUUUAAUAUAAAUUUUUGCACUUGGAAUUAGUGUAAAAACAUCCUAUAUUUUUGUGUGUGCCUAUUUGUGAAUUUGCAACAAAGAUUAAAUAAUAUUGACGCUUGCA
This is a messenger RNA of Linepithema humile (Argentine ant), 2081 nucleotides long. Its product is annotated as glutamate receptor U1-like. Gene Ontology annotation, cellular component: membrane. The record is from RefSeq and is a predicted model, not a curated record. NCBI's taxonomy places the organism in Eukaryota, Metazoa, Arthropoda, Insecta, Hymenoptera, Formicidae. Gene Ontology annotation, molecular function: ligand-gated monoatomic ion channel activity.